Saccostrea cuccullata (small rock oyster) is the source of this 7340-nucleotide messenger RNA. RefSeq lists its product as uncharacterized. The record is from RefSeq and is a predicted model, not a curated record. Gene Ontology annotation, cellular component: plasma membrane. The transcript is spliced from 32 exons. Gene Ontology annotation, biological process: hormone-mediated signaling pathway; adenylate cyclase-activating G protein-coupled receptor signaling pathway; activation of adenylate cyclase activity. Gene Ontology annotation, molecular function: protein binding; G protein-coupled peptide receptor activity. Bases 1 to 7140 code for a protein of 2379 amino acids. Lineage: Eukaryota; Metazoa; Mollusca; Bivalvia; Ostreida; Ostreidae.
AUGGGGAAUAAAAUGAUGUUGGCGACUGUAUUGAGCUGGGGACUUAUAAGUGUUGGAUUUACCUAUAUUGUGUCUGAUUGGAAACAACCAGUGUGUCCAUUCGUUAAAUGUCAGAACGAUGGCGUACUUGACAGAACCACGUGCCGUUGUAACUGUCCGCCAAGAUAUUUUGGAUAUUUUUGUGAAAAAGUUAAAUUGAGAACGAAAUGGCCAGACGGGACAUAUGCCCUCCCUGCCUCAAUGUUUGGUUGUCCUGAGACUGAGGACAGGGACUGGACCUUAUCUUACAUUAACCUGACUCUCCCCGACUCCGCCCAACGACAGUACUGGAACACUAAAGACCCAGACCUCCUCAAUGGCAUCAUAGAGCCAAACAUACUGGGACCGUACUAUUAUCGUGCUAUUCAAAUGAACUUUUGUGUGAAAAAUCUAGCAUAUUUUGAUGAUGAGAACAAUGAUACAACUAAGGAAUGGCCGAAAGGUGAAUAUUGCAUAUACAACCUCAACGAGUGUCCUCAAGGGUUUUCUAAUGGCAGCUUGACAAUAUCCGGUUAUCAGUUUACACAUCAAGAUAUAGGGGGCGUUAUUCCAGGGGAGACCGGAAGCAACAUGAGUCUGAUGCUGAAGUUUUGUUGUAGAGAAGAUGGAGAUUACCGGACAUCAAUAAAACUACCAUCAGAAUUCCCGUUUGUUCUGUUUCAGAGUAUGUCAGCUGAUGGCUGCCAGGAAGUGACGUCAAUGAUCACUCAGCGGGAUUAUUUUUACAUGACCAAUGAACACGACGAUUGGCAGUUUGAAGGGACGUUGCCUAUGUUUAAUAGAACAGCAAUAAAUGGUUCUAUAGGCGUGGCAUAUUGUUAUUACGAACCAUAUGAUCACCGUGAGUGUUACUAUGAUACUGACCAUGGGAAUUCAUACAAUGGCAGAAAAAGUGUUUCCGCUUCCGGAAAGGCGUGUUUGAUUUGGACUGACUCAGACUUCGACUUCUUUCACAAUGAUAAGAGGACUUAUCAUGAGUUUGAUGAAAAUUACUGUCGUGCUUACGAGUACUUUACCUACAAAUCUAGGAAACCAUUGUGUCUUGUUGAGUUUCCAAAUGUCAAAGAAGAAUGCAACGUCCCUAUAUGUGCUGAAGAGAUGGGCUUACAAGAAUUUGGAAAAUUUAAACCUUUCAGAAGUGUUCCAAACGCUGGAGACAACUAUCCGGAUUAUCCUGUGGAUGGAUUUAUAGGUACCCUGAAUUCGUUUGUUUCCAGUCGACCUAUGAUGAAACCUUGGUAUCAAAUUGACCUUCAGGAAUAUGUAGAAGUUCAUGCCAUCAUUAUUUACCGUUAUGCAACAUAUUUCCCGAAUAAUAUGCGGUAUGUGGGAACUUACAUCAGUAAGAAUCAGUGGGACUUCAUGAACUAUGGCGCCGUUCGAUGUGACGAUGUCAGACUCCCAGGAUACUCCAGAGUGUUCCGGUAUCAGUGCAGGCGUCCGGUGGUGGGUCAAUACGUCACCAUCCGGAACUUUGAUUUCACACAUCCAGAUAUCAAUCCAGGCAACUAUUUCAAAAUGGAAAUCAACGAGAUUACAAUUCUCGGAAAAUCUACAACCUGUGGGAGAGCAUUAGGAAUGGCCUCUGGUAACAUCUAUGACUAUCAGCUUGAAUCAUCCUCUGAUGACACAGAAGGCGUUGAAGUAAUGCCACUCUCAUUUCGAGGCCGAUUGUAUCACCCAGACCCAGGAUGGUGUGCUUCAAAGAAGGACGAACAACCUUGGUUCAUGAUUGAUUUGAUAAUCUCGACUGUUAUCCAAGGAGUUAUAAUACAGGGGUGGAUCUCGGGGAUAUAUACUAGAUACAUCCAGUCAUUCCAAGUGUCCUACGGAGUGACGAGAAAUACGAUGACACGUUAUAGGGCCUCUCCUGGUACUGUAAAGACCUUUGUUACUGAUACAACAAUAGAAGUGAGCACACCACAGACGUUUUUGUUUCAUACAGACAUCCUGGCAAGAUAUAUCAAAAUACACCCUAUAGUGAAAGAUAGUCAGCAGGCUUGUUUCAAGACAGAAGUCAUAGGAUGCCAAAAACAAUUGCAGAGAGACAUAAAAUGUAAAAGGGACACUAUUGACUUUGGAUAUGAAGAACUAAAACGCUUUUCUUACUGGCUUGAAAAAGAGGACAAUUCUCCGUUUGAUGCUAAAAAUAUAUCGAGCAUCAAAGGCUGUAGACAGUUUUGUUUAAGAAAUAACUGCACGGCCCUCUCUUUCCAGAAGUAUACUUCAUCUCAGAGGUGUUCGUUAAGUUUUGGGGACAGAUAUCAUCCUACAAGAACAGUGGCCUGGGUGCAAACUGGUUCCUCUCAACACUAUGCCUCACAUCGCCUUUGCUUCAAGAACGCACAUCCUAUCCUUCCAUGUAUUUUUCCAAUUAAUCUUCAACAAAGAAAGGAGGCUGUUAUCAGAUCUCCUGGCUUCCCAUUCAGUUAUGGUCAGGGUCUUAAUUGUACUUGGAAUAUAUUUGUUGGAGAUUCGGACUUUGUAACGCUGGAAAUAGUGUACUUACAUUUAGCAAAACCAACUACAAAAAUAGCAUUGAAAGAGCUCGGAAUCUUCGAUAUAAAUCCCGGGAAAUGCAAAGAAAGCUUACUUAUAACUGAACAAUCCAACACCAUUGAGAUAUCUACUGAUACAGAGAGGGACUAUCGAGACACGACUGUGAUCUCCUCUGGGAAGAUUUUGUCAGUGAGACUGAAAUCUUGCUUCCAAAUGUCUGCAGAAAAGAGAGAAAAGAAUUUCGAAAUUAAAGUCACAAAGUCAGGUAAACCGGGUUGUGGAAUGACAGACGAAGGGUGUACAGUUACCUGUACACUGCAGUCAGCCUACAUAGCUACUAAGAGGUACCCUGCACCUUAUAAAGCAGAAGAAACCUGCACAUGGAGGAUAGAAGGGACGUUUGGGCAAUAUGUAGACCUCAAAAUUCUCCACUUAGACGUUAUUAAUGGCGAUGCCACCUGUUCCAAUUCCUACAUCGCUGUCUAUGAUAUUGACCUCAGUGAGAGCGAGAAGUUACUAGGAAGAUUCUGCAAAGAAAACAGGCCUUAUAGGAAUAUAACUUCAAGAUGGCACCGGAUGAGAAUUGAGUUUCAUUCAGGAAAUGGAGAAAAACAGGGACAAGGAUUUUUAGGAUUGUACACUUUUGUUAAUUUUACCCAAAGAUAUUUGGAUAUGGAAAAUGGAGAAUGUUCCGGCAACUGGUACUACAACAAUGGUAGUUGCUACAGAAUAUUCACUGAUAAUGAAGGUAUCACUUGGCAGAAAGCAGAACAGAAAUGUAUUCAACAGAAUGGAAGCCUUGUCAGUAUCAAUUCAAAACAGGAACUUUCCUUCAUUCAUUUCCUUUUAACAAACGCUAUGAACAUCACUCGAGACUGGGAGAUAUACAUUGGUCUUCGAAAGAUCUACUCUGAAGAAAACGACGAACUGAACUAUAUGUGGACGGAUGAAAACCCUUUAACAUUUACUGCUUGGUUUCGUGGUGACAACAUCAAAGAUGGCCAACCCAAUGGGGUUCAUAAUGAGCUAUGUACCAGUAUCCGAUUCUCCAGUAUUCACUCUAUCCACGACUGGCAUGAUACUGCCUGUGCUUACAAUAAAAUCAAAAGUUAUUUGUGUGAAAUUGAGAUCGUAAAACAAAAUGAGACCAUACUUAGAGAGAAUUGGUGGGGAAUUGGUUCUCUCGAGUCACAGUCAUCUGCAAGACUGGAUAACAUUUUGUUAAAGUGUGAGAACACAGAACUGAUUAACAGAUUGUUUGUGUGUGACGGAAUGGAGGACUGUUUUGACGGAUCGGAUGAGUCCAACUGCUCUACAACGUGUACGGAGACUCAGUUCCAAUGCAGCAGUGGUGACUGCGUCUCUGUCAGUCUGUAUUGUGACUUUGUCAGCCAUUGUCCAGAUAACUCCGAUGAAACCAAUUGUAUCAGAAGACCAUGCACAGAUAAGGAAUGGGAAUGUUAUAGUGGUCAAUGCAUUCCGGCUGUCAACCGAUGUGAUAUGAAAGUGGAUUGUGUUGAUGGAAGCGACGAGGAUUAUUGCGUGAAUUGUAACAAUGGCUUUGAAUGCUACGAUCAAACAUGUCUUCACCUUUCUAAAGUUUGUGAUGGUUUUAUCGACUGUAGUGGAUUCUUCGCUGAGGACGAAUCUCAGAAUUGUGAAAACAAUGUCCGGAGAUCGUGUAAAGACUGGUGGAGACUGGGCAAGAGGGAGAAUGGGGAAUACCUUGUUAACAUGGGAUUGAUUGGCAUAGGUCCGUCUAAAGUCGAAUGCCAAUUUGUGAAAGCCAAUGACCAUGUUAGUGUGCGAACAGUAAUUCACCAUUCUGAAGAAGAAACACUAUACACCCGUUUAACUGAGGUGGACAUCACACUUAAGUACAAAGCAAAUCAAGCUCAGAUAGCAAAACUAAAGGAAAUGAAUAACUGUAGCCAGAAAGUUAGAGUUCGUUGUCACUACAUCUACGUUAACAUCGAUGUCAUGUUAGAGGGGCAGAAUGGACAACGUCUUCACACAAGAUCAGGGGAUCAACAGAACAACUGUUCCUGUCCUUUUGUCAGUAAAUGUGAAAAGGGAAAAUCAAAAUGCAAUUGUAAUUCCACGCUGGGUGAGUGGUAUGGUGCCGAAGCCACAGAAGUGAGAGAGGAUGCCGGAAUAAUAACCAAUCAUUCCUUUCUGCCUAUCAAGAGAGUUUUUAUCCACUGUCCAGGGGAAAAUAAAUUCAUUAAAUUAAAUAUUGGACCUCUUGAAUGUUCAGAAGAGACAGAUAAUGUAAACAUAGACUUCCUUUGUCGAACAGGAAAGAUUGUGCCAAUCUCUCGGCGAUGUAUUCUUGAUUAUGACGUAUAUGGUGACAUCAUAGGCUGUCGAGAUUUGUCACAUCUAGACGAAUGUGAGUCAAUAGCAUGUCCUUCAGGUUAUAUGAAAUGUCCCGGAAGCUUCUGUAUCCCUCCGCGGUUGAUCUGUGAUGGUGAGAAACACUGCAAAAAUGGUGUUGACGAAAUGAACUGUGAGUCUUGCCCCGGGUUGUAUCGAUGCAAAGAUAGCACAGUAUGCUUGAAUCCGAAUAAGCUAUGUGACAACAUUACCCAUUGUCCUCUUGGCGAUGACGAACUUCUAUGUUUCAUCACGUGUCCUGAUAAGUGCCAAUGUGAUGGUCUCUCAAGCAUUUGUAGAGAUAUUCAAAACAAAAGCAUAAUAAAACUUCCAAGUCAGCUGAGAUAUUUAGACCUCAGUGAAAAUAACUUUAGCAAUGGUUUGCCUUCUCUGAAACAUUUGAAAGAUCUAAUCAGAUUAUUUAUGGCAGAUUGUGGGUUGACUUCUAUUGAAUCCUUUACCUUUAUUAAUCAAAGGAAUUUGCUAAAACUUGAUCUCAGAAAUAAUAAAAUAACUCAAUUACAUAGCAAUGCAUUCACUGGACUAGUUUCACUGAAAGACUUACAGAUGGAAGGAAACGAACUUUUGACUGAAAUAGCAGAUCAAGCAUUUCUUGGACUGCAAAGUCUACCUGAAAUGACUCUAACAAAUUCCCGUUUAUGGAAUAUUCAACGAAACACUCUAGUGGGACUACAAAAUGUUAGACAACUGAAUUUAUCUGCAAAUCGCAUUCGCUUUAUCUCCGACUUUGCAUUUCAAAAUUUAUCUAAUGUAAUAGUUUUGGAUAUGCAAAGAAACGAAGUGAAGCAAUUUUCAUCCCAAAUCUUUAAUGGGCUUCUUAAACUUCAAAAACUAUAUACAGAUUCGUAUGCAUUCUGUUGUCUGAAACCUACAUCAGUAAAGGAAUGCUUACCAACUGCCGAUGAAUUCUCAUCCUGUGAUGACCUGAUGAGAAAUGAUAUCCUUUCAACAUUCAUGUGGAUCACUGGAUUUUGUUCUUUAUUCGGAAAUCUAGGAGUUUUCAUCUUCAAAGUACGUUUUGACUCUCACACAUUAAAGAAAAGUCACGGAAUUUUUAUCACAAAUUUAAGUGUAUCAGAUUUUUUAAUGGGAAUCUACUUGAUAAUUAUUGCAUCUGCUGAUCAGUAUUAUCGGGGAAAAUACAUCUGGAAUGAUGUAAGAUGGAGGGAGAGUACAGCGUGCCAAAUAGCCGGCAUGCUCGCAACUAUCUCGAGUGAAAUGUCAGUAUUUCUGUUGUGCCUUAUUACAAUUGAUCGUCUUAUAGCUGUCAAAUUUCCCUUUGGUCAAUUAAGGUUCUCUAGAACCCGAGCUCUUUAUUGUAUUGGGAUCCUGUGGAGUGCAACCGUCUUGUUGUCUGCAAUCCCAUUGAUACCAGGUAGAUACUUCAAACAAAAGUUCUACUCCCGCUCUGUCGUCUGCCUUGCUUUACCUUUAACCAGAGACAGACCUGCAGGGUGGGAAUACUCCACAGCAAUCUUCAUCAUACUCAAUUUCAUCCUCUUUCUAAUUAUUGCAUUGGGACAAUGCUUAAUAUACAGAGAGAUAUCAAAUACGUCUUCGAAGGUGAAUUCGACCAGAAGGACCCAUGAAAUGGUCAUCGCUCGUGGAUUAUUCUUGAUAGUUCUGUCUGACUGCCUCUGUUGGUGUCCUAUUGGAAUUAUGGGACUGCUGGCACUAAAUGGACACGUGAUUUCGGGCGAAGUAUAUACAUGGGUUGCCGUCUUUAUUCUUCCUAUUAAUUCGGCUUUGAAUCCAUUUUUGUACUCAUUUUCUAGUAUAAGGAGCAGGGUUGAAUUGGCGGUGUUAUCCCAAAAGAGAACAGUUUCUGGAACUCAUUCUGCGACAGAGACUUAUACAGAACUUUGUGAGAAUGAUUUGUUUAUAAUUGGUAAAAAUGCUCCCCUUUUUGUCACCUUGUCUGAGUACAUGAGGAAUCACACUCUUACACUACCGGAAAUUAAGCUUGUCGUUCUAAGAUUGUCUGAGGCUAUGAAGUUUCUUCAUGAUCGUGACCUAGUUCACGGGUGUUUGGAUACGAGUCUUGUUUCACUGGAUGUUGAGGAUGGGGAAAUUAAGGAUCUAUCUAUAAAAAUAGAACCACAUGAAACUGCAAUGGACGAGAAUAUACGAAAUGACAUGAAACAACUAGGAGAAAUAACAUUGAGAAUGCUGAAAAAUCACCAAAGUGACACAACACACAGUUGAAAUCAUUUUCGUACAUUUUAUGACGUUAUCAUUUUUAUACGACCAAUAUUCGAUACAAUAAACAAUCUGAUUGGCAUAGGGUUACCGGAUUGACUCAGCUUUGUUUUUUGGUGGAAAUGUGUCACGGGUCAACACCUCCCCCUGUUUUACCAUUGAAUGUAGUUAAUAAACUCCUAAAAAUGACUUAAACACUUUACUUA